ACUAUUAAUUCAGAUGCACAAUGGAUAUAUAUAUAGUUGGUGAUAAAAACCACCAUUUGGAUAGUACCAUAGAUAAAAGAUUUAAAGGGCGGGGGUGAGAUUAUAGUACUAAUGUUCAAAGAUCCGAAAGAGGUUAUGACAAUUAAAAUUAAUCUAGCUGCCUUUGAUUUUGAUAAUUUGUGAGAAUUUUAUGUUCAAUCAACGAUGAAUUGCGUAAAUGCUCUUAACUCAAAUGAUUCAUUAAACAAAGAAUUAAAGGGUGAAAACUAUAAUCACAAACAAAUUUAUAAGUGUGGAAUUUGUGGCGAAGGUCACCAAUACAAGUUCUGCUCCUACGUUUCCAUAACAAAUCAAGUUGCUGAUAGGAAGGUAUUAUCGAAAGCAAGAUUAUCUCUUCCAGAAUGCCUAGAAAUUAAAAAAAUGUCCGACACAUCUGAAUCAGUAUAUGGAAAGUCACAUAUAGCUAUCGGAAACGAAUUUGGUCCAGUUAAAGCUAAAAAACUUCUAACUUUAAGACCAGAAAUUUUAUUUCCUUUAAAAAUAUUUCCAAAAAAUGAUGAAGAUUUUUGUGCAUAUUAUUUAGAUACUGCUGAUGAGAAUGAAUGCAAUUGGAUGAUGUUCGUUAAUUUUGCCAAUUAUGUGGAAGAACAAAAUUUGAUUUGUUAUCAAGAAAAUGAAGAAAUAUAUUUUGCUGUGAUAAAAGAUAUAAAUCCCGGUGAACCUUUAAAAGUGUGGUAUUCACCUUUCUAUGCUUCAAAAAUGCAAAAUGGUCUUCUUGGGUUCAAAGAUAUGCCAGACACUCACUUUAAAGUACAAGAAAAUAUUGACUUGAACAGCUUAAUCCAAAAGCAACAAAAGAUUACAUCUCGUUCAACAUGGAAUUGCAAAUUUUGCUACAAACUGGAAAGUGAUAUAACAGUUUUUGCGGCCCAUCUUCACUCUCAUUACAAGGCACGUUUAAGCAAAAUGUGUGAAAUUUGCAAACAGACAUUUUUAUAUAGAAAAGAUUAUACUAAACAUUUAAGGUUAUUUCAUAAGACCCAAACUGAAGAGAAGGAAAUAUCUGCUUCUUCUUCAAUGCCAAAAUCUGAGAAGGGUAUUGUAAAAAAUGUCAAUGAAUUAAAAGAUGUGUCAAUUGGAGGACCCCUACUGCAGUAUAGUACUGGUCUAGAUAGUUUAGAUGAUUCAAACCUGUGUCUACAAAAACCAGAUUUGAACAAUAUGUUUGAUAUAAAUGAACAUGAUAAUCUUCUUUUGGGAAGUGAAAAUUUAAAUUUAAAUUUGGAUUGGGAUUUUGACUUGGAAACUACAGAAACGACCCAGAAAAAUUUUACCUGCGACAUUUGUUUAAAGCAAUUUAAAACUUUAAGAUCAAUUAUUGAACAUCUUGUGCUACACACUGGAAAACAUUAUUGCCCACUGUGCAAAAUGGUAUUCGGACGCGACGAAACUCUUAAAAGGCAUAAGUGCCAUCGCAAGUUUGAAUUUAAAUGUGAAAUUUGCUCAAGACUAUUUUUCCAGCAUAAGUUCUAUACUUACCAUAUGUCUGUAGUACACCAUAGAAAGUUUUCUUGUAAAGAGUGUAACAAACACUUUCUCUCGCCUUCAAACCUCAAGACACAUUUAUGCCGCAAUAUCCCAGAAGAAAAUCGAAAACAGUUCAAGUGUACUCUGUGCUUUAAGAUAUUUUUUAAAGAAAUCUAUUUAAAAAAACAUUUGAAAAUCCACAAUAAAGACUCAAAUUCAGAGCGCAAAGAGAAAUUCAUAUGUGCUCAUUGUGGUGUUAUUCUAUCCUCAAGGCAAAUUUAUCAGCGGCAUUUAAAAAUACAUCAAGACAAUUGUUAUGAGUGCAAAAUAUGUGAUAAAAAAUUUAACAGAAAAGAUGUUCUAAGAGAUCAUUUAUUAACUCAUGGUCUGGGUGCCAGUAAAGAAACAUUUUGUUCUAUAUGUGAUAAGAGAUUUAAAUCUAAAAAGAUGCUACAGGCGCACAUCAAAAUACACGGUAAUCUAAAUUAUGAAUGCUCUACUUGCGGAAAGACGUAUAAGCAAAAACAAAAUUUAUCGAAACACCUUAGACUGCAACACAAAACUAAACCAAAACAUUCACGGGACGAGUCAUGGUUUGAAUGUGAAAUUUGUCACAUCAAGGUAAAACUAAAAAGAUCUUUGCAACGUCACUGGAAAAGAAAACACCCUGAUGAGUUUAAAAGAAUGAAAUUUAGUCAGACUAGAAGCAAAAGAACACUGUUGGCUCCUGAAAGUAAUUUAAUUGUCUCUAACGUUUCUAAAAAGGAGAUUGACAAAUUAACAGCCCAAAAGUGUAUGGAGUUAAAAGAAUCCUUGGAAAAUAUGGACUUUACUACUGAUGUCAGUUCCGAUAAAAACAUGGAGAAUAUCUUUAGUGGAGUAGAAAUUAUAGACAGAUUUUUGAAAGAAACAACUGCAGAUAUCUCUGAUAGUUUUUCUAUUAAUAUUUUACAAGAUAUUUCCAUCAGUACAAUUAAAAAGGCACCAAGUACACAGAACAAAAAUAACAGAGAACUGUUCUUAUCAAUGCCGGAAUUAGAUGAAGAAGGACCAAGCAAACUAGAAGCAUAAAAUAAAUUUGUUACAGUUUAAAAUACAAAAAUGAUUUUUUCAAUUCAUAGGUGAUGUUUAAAGCAAUGGUGAAAAUAAUUUAAUUUUAUGUGAAAGAUUUUGAUAAUAAUCAGGAACACAAUUGGAUAGCCCUGUUGAGAAUAAAUGAUAACCAAACAGAAAGAUGUGGUU
Cylas formicarius (sweet potato weevil) is the source of this 2769-nucleotide messenger RNA. Its product is annotated as PR domain zinc finger protein 15-like. Gene Ontology annotation, molecular function: protein binding. NCBI's taxonomy places the organism in Eukaryota, Metazoa, Arthropoda, Insecta, Coleoptera, Brentidae. Gene Ontology annotation, cellular component: nucleus. Bases 205 to 2598 code for a protein of 797 amino acids. The record is from RefSeq and is a predicted model, not a curated record. The transcript is spliced from 2 exons.